This is a messenger RNA of Lachancea nothofagi CBS 11611, 825 nucleotides long. The record is from the annotation of a GenBank genome assembly. Lineage: Eukaryota; Fungi; Ascomycota; Saccharomycetes; Saccharomycetales; Saccharomycetaceae.
AUGAAGCAACGAUGGAACCGACUGCUUUGGCUAAAACAGGACUAUCCCGAUAAUUACACUGAUCCUGACUUCUUAGAUGAAGUUCUGGAGCUUCGAAAAGUGCAAUCAAGCCCGCGCAGUACUUCUUCUUAUUGCAAGGUUGUGAGAGAUUUUCUACUGUUUUAUCAUCGGGUCAUGAAUACGGGAUUGAUGUAUGUUACUUUCGCACUGCUGAAUCACUAUCGGCUCGAUCCGAUUUACUUCACUGGGGCGCUGACUUGUUUGGCAUUCAUCGUUGCUGUACUUUUCCACCAUGCGGCGGUCCCAGUGAAGUCACCACUAAUUAUAAUCUUCACAAUGCUGGUUCUGUCACCUGUCUUGAAGUCGUUAUCUAGAACUAUGUCAUCAGAUUCAAUCUGGACCAUUUCGUGCUGGCUUACUGCGUGUUACAUCCUAUCUAUCUUUCUGCACACAGAAUCGAUCGUUUCUACCAACAUCUUGGUCUCCAACGUUGCUGUUCUCGCUUCCAGACUACAAUCCACAACUGAUGUAUUUUGUUUCCUGCUCAUUUGCAUGGAGCUUAACGUCCUGCUGCCAUACCUCGAGAAGUCACUGCGGGCACGGCAUUUUCACACAUGCUACGCGAUUGCAUUCAUGGCCAACAAUGCAGUGGUUUAUUAUUUUAUUACCAGUUGCCGAGGCUGGAUGUACACCAUUAUUUUUGCAUCCAGCUCUUUAUCCUUCGUCUUCGGCUUGCCUCGCUAUUUUAUCUAUUGGCAACAAAACUACUACAAAGGGGGCGAGUUACUAUCAAAAUGGGAUGCUAAAACACCCAUUCUAGACUGA